GCAACCAUCCUCCGCAUGACUCGGAAGCGGAAGCGCGGCCGUGCUAGUUUCAGGGAGAGAAACCGUGGCGGGAAAGAAUGGCUGGCGAGGAGGCAGGUCCUUUCCGUUUCCGCCCCGCCGUGAUCCGCUACCCCGCAGACCAUCCCUUCUUCGAGGACGGCGACGUCCAUCGGCAUAUGUACCUCCAAGGUCUCCUGGAGAACGUCGCGAGGGACACCGAAAGGCCCAGAACCUCUGAAUUUUCUUGUCAAAUUGGUGGAUGCAGCCAGGUUUUCAACACCUUGGAGAGCUAUGAGCAUCAUUACAACAUGCUGCACAGGAAUGUGUGUUCUUCUUGCAAACGAUCCUUCCCUUCAACACAUUUGUUAGAUGUUCACAUUUUGGAGUGGCAUGAUUCCCUCUUCCAGAUAAUGGCAGAGAAGCAGAAUAUGUACCAGUGCUUGGUAGAGAGCUGUCCAGAGAAAUUCAAAAGUAGCAAAGACCGCAAAGAUCACUUAAUCACAGUUCAUCGGUAUCCAUCUGAUUUUCGCUUUGAUAAAUCCCUGAAAGCACAAAGGAAAGAGAAAAUGAGGCCUUUAUCAAAAGAAAGCAACGUGCCAAUGGAUAUGACUGUGGAAGACUCAGAACAAUUACAUGUUGAGGCCAUGGAAACAGGUCCAGAUGAGAGUGUAAUGGAAAGUGACGUUCAGUCUGAGACAGAGUGUACAGUGGACUCUCCAGCAUUUGGAAAAUGGCUCUAUAGAUCAAGAAUUCCGCCCGCUAUUUGUUUUGGGCAAGGGGCUACCCGGGUCUUCAAAGGCAGAAAAAAGAAAAGUUGAAUAUGACAACCAGGAGGAAUUUCAUCAGCAGAAAAGUGCCUUUAAAAAAAAAAGUUGAUAACACUUUUAUUUCAGUCCUUAGAAGUAUUUCUAGUUUUAGGCACCCCUUCUCAAUUUCUGCACAACAUCCUCCACAUGGCUCAAAUUCAGAAAAAAAACCCACUAUGGUAUGUAUAUAUUAUACUCUACUAUACUAUAGCAUAGUAAGGAACAUUAUACGCAGAAUCCUUUACAUAUACACUAUUUCCCAUGGUAAUAGAUACAUGACAUCAAGUCAACUCGCAGAAAAGGGCCUACGACUUAAUAGACAUUGAGAGAAGAGAUGGCAGGAAGGUGAAACUUUACCCUGCUAACAGUGCCCGAAUGUUUCUCUUGGAAGCCUUCCAUUCAAGCUGAGACAGACAUUAUAUAAGAGCACCUUGGAGCAAGAUUAUUUUCUUCUUCUCUUGUUCUCUGAUGGCUCCAUUACAUACACAAAAGCUCCAUUAGCUUUUCAUCUUCUUCAACCAACUUCUUGAGAUAGUCUGAGUUGCUGAAGAAGUAUAUGUAGAGUUUGCACACCGUCUUCUGGAAGCGGCCCUGCGGAUUUUUGUUUUGGGUCUCUUGUCGAUCAGGGUGUCCAUUAGAAUUUCAAAGACUUUAGCUUGUGUGAUGUUAAGUUGCUCCAGACGUUCUGACAAUUCUUUCAAAUGAGCUAGGUUCUAAUCCAGGGCCUCCUUGGGAGUGAGGGCUUGGUCGUGUUCUUUAACUUGUGUCAGCUGAGCUUGGUGGAGGGCAUGCUGCAUAGUGCAGUUUGAAGAGAGAGGAGCCCCCAUGUUUACUAUGAACAUUGAAUUCAACAGGACUUUGAAUAAAGCAGUUGUUUCCAAGGUAAGGGCUAUGUCUCUUAUUGAAGAUCGUGAUUAAGGAGAAAUCUUCCCCUGAAGUUUAAAAGUCCAGCAGCAAAAGAAGUGGAAACAGCUUCCGAGCAGCAGGAAAGAACCAAUCUCUGAGCAUCCCGAAGCCUCCAGGUGCGCUUCCAAAAGCAGUCCAAAAGGGAAACUGCUGCGGAUCAACCCCUUGCUUGCCAGCAUCAGCAGAAAAGUGCCUUAAAACUAGAGCAAAACUCUGGCUUCAUUUACUAGGAAGCCAGGGAAAUGAACAGAGGCAAAGCUAGUUAAAUAUUGGAACUGAUUCCUGCCCUUCCAAAUGGAGGUAUUUUAGUAGGAGCUGCAAAAUGCUGUGUCUGAACUGGUUGUUGUAGUCCAACUCCAUUUAAAAUUUCAGAAAUAAAGGUAAAGGUUUCUCCUGU
Crotalus tigris (Tiger rattlesnake) is the source of this 2109-nucleotide messenger RNA. It is a transcript of the gene ZNF511, whose product is annotated as zinc finger protein 511. Lineage: Eukaryota; Metazoa; Chordata; Lepidosauria; Squamata; Viperidae. The transcript has 6 exons. Bases 78 to 818 code for a protein of 246 amino acids. The record is from RefSeq and is a predicted model, not a curated record.